GUACAGGCGAUGCAAACAGGCGAGUGCAAUGUGAUGAAUAUCCUUUAGGGCUUCUUUUAAUAUUUUUCGUACAAGCUUCUAAAGCAAGAUGUCCAGGUCUGCAGCCAAGUCCCAUCUUGAGAAAACUGCUCGCAGAUCGUCUGCUCAAGCAACCACCCCUCGACUUCAGGAUGCUGAAGUGGAGGAGAUUAUCCCUGGUCGCCUCACUCAGGCUCAGUGGAUGGACAUGUUGAGGCAGGAGGAGGCAGAGGACAUAGUGGGAGAGAUCAUGGAGGAUCUGCUAAGCCGGGUCAUGGAGGGCUGUUUCCAAGCUUACAUUGAGAAUCAGCUGGCACCUUUCUCCAUAUCCUGGGCCAAGGCCUGUCUGGUUCAGGUUCUGGAGUGGCAAUUUCUGCAUCGAGAUGAAGGAGAGGGACCAAAGGAGGCCUCCCGAACAGAAGACUCAGAGCCUCUGCCAGCUAUCACAGACCCCUGGGCUGAAGGAUGUGUGCCUGUUAUAAACAUUACACCUCCAUCUCACCCCGCUCCUCAGCAGGUAGAUGUUGCGGUAAACCAGGUGGCUGGACAAACAGAACCUAGAGCCAACAAGCAAUGCCAGUUUAUUGCCCAAACACGCAUCUCCCCAAAUCAGUCUGUGGAGAAUAAAGGUCCCAACAAGCCUACAGAUCACCAGAGCAGAAGAGUACUGACCCCUCUCCCCCCGCUCAAAAGUAAUCACAAGAAAGGAAGGCAGAUUCACAAACCUAGCAGCAGUAGAACACAGAAACCACCGUGGUCCACCUCCAGUUCAGCAGAAAGAAAGGACACAGCGACAAAGAGUGAAAAUACAGAGCACUCUCCAGCUGUUUGUACUGACAGGCUGGAAUCAGUACCUCUGCGUAAGGAGCACAGACGUCUACCCAAGCUCAAUCAUGCCUGCCUGCCUCAGCACUGUGUCUCACCUCAGUAUGAAAUUGUGGAUACCAGGGACACUAAACCCCACUCCAAGAGAGUAAGUGCACUGUCCACAUCACAGCAGAGACUGAGCCAACAGCGAACUGAAUCAACGGUAAACUCACUGAAGCUAUCAUACAACUCCAUGGAUCAGCCAGCGAAGCUCCAGGGGACGAAUGUGGCUGAUGUCAGGCUGUCCCUGUGGAAGAAGUCUUCUCCCACUGGGCAGAAAAGGGACAGGAUUGUCCCCUUUUCUGGAAGUGUGAGACUAAACAAAAUGGAUUUGGCCCCAGGUGUAUCUCUUGUGGAUCCACAGGUUGUCCAAGUUAACCCAGUCAAACUGUGCCCUUCAACCCAGUCCGCCCAGCUGAGACCGAUGCCAAGCAGCGCGGCUGUGCCUCUGUUCUCUGUGGAGCAGCUGACCACAGGCCCACCACCUCAGGUCACCCCGCUGUUUCAGCCCUAGCGCUGUGACCACAAUGUACAACGUUUAAGUUAUAUGUCCAUCAUUUGUUGUUCACCUGUGCAAAUCAGCAUUCACAGUAGGAUUUUAAAUUUAAUUGCUCCACAGUCACCUCAGUAUCAACAUGAGGGUGUCUUCAUUACACCAGCAGACAAUAAUCUUAUCUAAGUGGAAUUUGGUCCUGCCAGGCUUUGCUGAACAACUGUCUUGCAUUUUCAGUUUCAGUUUCAGAGUGCUUUAUUGGCAUAAUAUGAUGUUUUACAUUACCAGAGCAUAUGGGAUCAUUAUAACCACAACAGUAAACAACAGCUUCAACAGGAAUUCUCUAUCAGUUUGUGUUCAAAGAGAAGAUAAGGGAAAAGAUGGAAAUAUUAUGACUGUAGAAUUAUAAGAGGAAUGAAUAACAAUAAACACCAUCACAAAUUAUC
Messenger RNA from Myripristis murdjan (pinecone soldierfish), 1824 nucleotides. It is a transcript of the gene c20h2orf81, whose product is annotated as chromosome 20 C2orf81 homolog. The transcript has 4 exons. NCBI's taxonomy places the organism in Eukaryota, Metazoa, Chordata, Actinopteri, Holocentriformes, Holocentridae. The coding region runs from base 89 to 1399 and encodes 436 amino acids. The record is from RefSeq and is a predicted model, not a curated record.